AUGAACCUCAACUUCACCUCGCCCGUGCACCCCGUCUCCGCGCCCAGGCCCACCUCCUUCUUCAUCGAGGAUAUUCUGCUGCACAAGCCCAAACCCUUGCGGGAGGUGCCCCCCGAGCACUUCCCCGGCUCCUUGACCUCCCGCGUCCCCCUCUUGGACUAUGGGUACCCCCUGAUGCCAACCCCGACCCUCCUGGCGCCUCACCCGCACCCCGCCCUGCACAAGCCGGAGCAUCACCACCACCCCUACUUCCUCACCACCUCGGGAGUGCCGGUGCCAGCCCUCUUCCAGCACCACGCUCACGCCGAGCUGCCGGGGAAGCACUGCCGCCGCCGCAAGGCCCGCACCGUGUUCUCCGACUCGCAGCUCUCCGGCCUGGAGAAGAGGUUCGAGAUCCAGCGCUACCUCUCCACGCCCGAGCGGGUGGAGCUGGCCACGGCCCUCAGCCUCUCCGAGACCCAGGUGAAAACCUGGUUCCAGAACCGGCGGAUGAAGCACAAAAAGCAGCUGCGGAAAAGCCAGGACGACCCCAAGCACCCGGGGGGUGAGGAGAGCCGGGAGCAGAGCUCCCCCGAGCCCGAGCUGCCUGAGGCGGCCGCCGCCGAGCCCCGCAAGGGCCCCCCCGGCCCCUUCCUCCUCCAGGACCCCGAGGACGAGGUGGACAUCCUGGAGGAGGGGGACCUCUGCGCCGGCUCCCACCGUCUCUAG
Messenger RNA from Chroicocephalus ridibundus (black-headed gull), 708 nucleotides. It is a transcript of the gene BSX, whose product is annotated as brain specific homeobox. Gene Ontology annotation, molecular function: DNA-binding transcription factor activity, RNA polymerase II-specific; DNA binding. The transcript has 3 exons. Gene Ontology annotation, biological process: regulation of DNA-templated transcription. Bases 1 to 708 code for a protein of 235 amino acids. The record is from RefSeq and is a predicted model, not a curated record. NCBI's taxonomy places the organism in Eukaryota, Metazoa, Chordata, Aves, Charadriiformes, Laridae.